UGUGUGUGUGUGUGUGUGUGUGUAGUUUCCAUAGUGAUGGGCGUUCCCAGUGUGAAGAGGGAGGUCCACUCCUACCUGACGGACACGCUCACCUCUCUAAUGUCUGAGCUCAGCCCGACCGAGAAAGAGGACUGCGUCAUCGUCGUCUUCAUCGCAGAGGCUGACCAGCAGUACGCCAGCAGUGUAGCCGACAACCUGAAGCGCCUUUUUCCAGCAGAGAUCCAGUCGGGUCUGUUGGAGGUCGUCUCGCCGUCCGUCCACUUCUACCCCGACUUCUCCCGCCUCCGGGAGUCCUUCGGAGACCCAAAGGAGAGAGUCAGCUCGUUAGAGGAUGAUAUAGUCGCUCGUCCGAACUACUUCACCACCAUGAAGAACUUUGCUCUGCAGCAGCCGUCAGAGGAGUGGAUGAUCCUGGAGUUCUCCCAGCUCGGCUUCAUCGGUAAGAUGUUCAAGUCGUUGGACCUGUCGCUCAUCGUGGAGUUCAUGCUGAUGUUCUACAAAGACAAGCCCAUCGACUGGCUGCUGGACCACAUCAUGUGGGUCAAGGUGUGCAACCCGGAGAAGGAUGCCGUGAGUAGUCUCUCAUCACAACCCAACAAACUCCAUGUGUUCCUCCAGGAUAAGGACUUUGGGAAGCAGACCCUCCAUAAGGGCCACGCCAACCCGCUGGCCGAGGUGACCACCAGCCUGAAGACCUACCAGCACUUCACCCUGGAGAAGGCCUACCUGGGGGAGGACUUCUUCUGGGCCUUCACGCCUGUAGCAGGGGACUUCAUUCGGAUACGCUUCUUCACACCUGUCCGCAUCGAGAGGUAUUUCUUUCGGAGCGGGAACAUCGAACAUCCGGGAGAUAAACUCUUCAACACGUCCGUGGAGGUCCUGCCGUUCGACAACAUUCAGGCAGAGAAGGAGGCCUUGACAGACGGGAGGGAGAAAACACCAAAGUACCAUCGGACAGAAGAUGGAUUCAUCCGAGUCGGAACGUUUAAGAACGGCAUCGCGGAGGGGGAGGUGGACGCCAGCUUCGGGCCCCUGGAGGCCAUGCGUCUGUCCGUUCUGACGGACUCCCCGGUCUGGGUGAUCCUCAGCGAGGUGAGAAUAAAAGAUAGAUCAUAGAACCAUGUGACCUGU
This is a messenger RNA of Etheostoma cragini (Arkansas darter), 1131 nucleotides long. It is a transcript of the gene mgat4b, whose product is annotated as alpha-1,3-mannosyl-glycoprotein 4-beta-N-acetylglucosaminyltransferase B. Gene Ontology annotation, molecular function: acetylglucosaminyltransferase activity. The annotation marks the transcript as partial. The transcript is spliced from 10 exons. NCBI's taxonomy places the organism in Eukaryota, Metazoa, Chordata, Actinopteri, Perciformes, Percidae. Gene Ontology annotation, biological process: protein N-linked glycosylation. The record is from RefSeq and is a predicted model, not a curated record. Gene Ontology annotation, cellular component: endoplasmic reticulum; endoplasmic reticulum-Golgi intermediate compartment; Golgi stack.